CUGAAAGUAGACUGCGCUUUUAUUCUGGUUUUAAGAAAGAUGAUCGUCCCAAGGAAAUUAUACCUUAUGAUUUGGGGUUUGGCGUGUUUUAUCCUUACGCUUUUAUGCUUAGUCGUGAAUGGGUCUGAAUCUGUUGCUGAUCUUCAAUGGCUUCCUUGUGAGUUUGUGGAUGAGAACGUUUAUUUGAAUGAAGAGGGCCACAUAGAGACUCAGUAUAUCUACAAAAAGGCUAUUAUUCAGUUUGGUUAUGAUGGUGACAGACCUUUAUAUCCAAAUAUUACCUUCCUUGUUACAGCUUCUAGAGUUGAUAUGAGACAUUAUUUGGAGGGAGACAAGGACACAUUAAACUGUAUAAUCCGUAGAUAUAACAUUGGACGGAUUGUAAUGCGUUGGCCUGCUGUUGGAUCACAAGAGUAUGACAUCUUUUUCACCUGUACAUUACAUCACACUAAGGGAGCUUUCAACAUCACCACCUUCCUCAGACACACACCUUCUCCUCCUGCCGGAGGAAAGGUGGACUUUCUACAGAGGCUAAAAAUUCAUGAUAAAGACCUCCUUACAACAUCAGCUGUGAUGGCUGUUCUGACACGGACCCCUUAUGUGGAAGUGGGCCUCCUGAAGGAACCCACUUUGCACUGUCAGUUUGCAGUGGAUCACAAGAAAGCUAAUGUAAGAGUGGAGUGGAUUUUUCAGAGACACGGAGAACGCAGGACACUCUUUAGCUACCCCAGUCACACAGCAAUAACUAAAGGUACCGGAGUGUCCAUUAAAGACAUCGUUGCUGGAAACGCUUCCCUUAAACUUCCACCCACCAGAAAAACAUCUGAGGGCACAUACAUCUGCUCAAUUCGUGUCCCUCCUCUCAAUGGCAGCUUAAAUAUUCUUGUUAGCCUAAGAGAACAACCCCACGUGUCUUUGAAUGUGGACUCCACGUUAUCUUUGACACUUGGCGAGUACAAGAAGGUUAUGUGUGAUGCCGAGAGAUACUACCCACUGGAUGUAAACAUAGAGUGGUGGCGAGAACACGUCGGAGUCAUCCCCAAGCCUUUGUUACUAGACAAUGUUCUACACUCCAGUCAUAAGCAUGACAAUGAUGGCUUAUUCUCUCUCUCAGCUUCCUUUUAUCUGAAGCCUGGUCUGGAGGACUCGGGAUAUAAGUACACUUGUAAAGUGUCCCAUAAGUCCUUGCUCACUCCCAUUCGAAAAAGCUUUAUCCUCUCAGUCACAGCACCAUACUCGACUAUGGAGUAUAUCAUAUUCUUUGGGUCUAUAGUUCUGAUGUUACGAUUUCUCUAUCAGUACCUACCUCAGUUCAUUGCUGCUCGAAAAGCUGCUAGUAAGAGAAUCUAAGAGCUCACGAGGAUUUCAGUACGCCGUCAUGGAAAUUGACAACACAUGGGCAACUCCUCCUCUCACGCCCAUCUCAUCCUGCUGAAACCAAGAUCAGGUGUUCUUCAGAGGAAAAUGCUGUGUAUAUUUCCAGAUCUCAUGGUUUAUAUCGUUUUUACAGCGGCUGUUAAGGCCAUCAUUAUUUUUUAGGCUAAUUGACAGAAUAAUUUAAGGCUUUUCUUUGUUUGUGCAGUAUGCAUUAGUUCUCUUUAUUUAAUUUUAAUUUGUAAUUGUAAUUUUCAGCAAUUUUAGAGGCAAAAACGUCUUCUUAAACUAAUGCACAAAAUAUAUGUUGGAGCUUCUAUUUGAAUAUUGUAUCCUUUUUUAUUUAUUGUCCUUUUUCUUAUUCAUUGUUUUUUAUUAGCACUUUAUGUGCUGCUGAACCAUAUCACAAAAACCAAAAUCAGCCAGUAUAGUGUUCCAGUGGGUAGAUUAUUGUUUAUUAUUCUGAGAAUUAGGAAGUGCUGAUUUUUUGUCUGGUUGCAAUAAAUUAUAAUUAAAACGUGUUGAUUUGACAGUUGUGCCUUGGUAUCAGUAAUUCUUUUCCUAAAACAAGUUUGAAAGUUUGAUCUAUAGAAUCAAUGAAUGUUUCUUCUCUCUGAAUUGGACAAUAAAUACCCAUGAUAUAAAAUAUCAUAUAUAGCCUAACUCUGUGUGAAUAUUGACUGUCAAAUAAUUUAAUUUAAAAUUACAUGAUCUAAAUUUUGUUCAUAUUGUUUGUAUUUAUUUAUAGUUGUGGGUCAAUGUAAAUAAAAAAGGAAUUUUAUGGAUUUAUUGUCUCUUUAAAUAAAUGCAACCCAAAAUAAAUAUACUACCUGUAAA
Messenger RNA from Triplophysa dalaica, 2211 nucleotides. Its product is annotated as tapasin-related protein-like. Bases 40 to 1350 code for a protein of 436 amino acids. NCBI's taxonomy places the organism in Eukaryota, Metazoa, Chordata, Actinopteri, Cypriniformes, Nemacheilidae. The transcript has 8 exons. The record is from RefSeq and is a predicted model, not a curated record.